AUGCCGUCAACUUUCUCAUUUCGUGACUCUCUGGAUGAACCUCCUCACAUCACCCUUGGGAGAAAGGCUUGGCAAUGGUACAUGGCCAGGAGGCCCCAUCGCACAACCACGGAAUGUAACCUUUGGAGAUGGGUUAUAAAAGAGAUAGGUCCAGGCCGUGAGUGCAAAGAUGUCUCUCGCAAGCAUAGGCAACGAGAAGGUUGGCAAGUCCCCAUCUCUUACCCACCCACCACCGAGGGAUACAAGCUUCUGCAGGAACACAUCGCCUUCCAAUUCGAUCAAUGGUUCAUCAACGAGGCCCACUGCAAGAUUCCGGUCGUUUCAUCGCCAGAGCCAGAGCCGAUCUCUGUUCGGGUCCGCAAGUCAAUCUCCAACAUCUUGAAGGGCGGUUCGUGGAUUUUGGACAACAACGAUGGUAAAUUGGCUCGCUCUACUGCUUCCAGAGAGGUUACACCAGAGCCCUGUGCCGAUUCCAAACACUUCAUUCGCACCUCGCUGUAUCCAGCCUGGAAGGUUGUUUGCGACUUCCACAGACGUGAUUCGGCUGAGGUUUUCUGCUUCGACCUGCCAUUCGAUCACUCCAAUCUGGCUUUUGACAUUGUCGAUGCCAUGGCCAGCUGCCAAUGUCCGCAGGCAAAUUUCCGCUUGGUGCUAGACAGUUCCAAGUACACCGAUCAUCAAAUGAUAGAUCUCCUGACGACUGACCGGUCGCUGUCAGCGGACAAGAAGCUGAUUGUCGAAGUCACUGACGGAAGCGUCGAGGCUCGGACCACUCUUAUCAAGCAGAUUGGCAAUUUGGCUUUCAUCAUCGAUGGAACCACCAACUCCUGCAUCUUGCAAGCUAUCCGCGACCCUGCUGUUCACUUCUCUCUCACUGGUAAAAAGGGUGAGGCGCCCAGACCAUGGGGGAUCUUGAAGUUCAUCGUAAAUUGGGAGGACAGAGGCUUCUACGAACGCGCCCUCGAAGCGACCAAAAACAUACCGAGUGGCCCAGCCCGCAUACCACCCAAGCCUACCGCAAGUCCGUCCUUUUCCGUGUAUCGCGAUUUGCCCGUGCUCAAGUCGACGCAAGGUCUCCCAGUUCCACUACGGCCUUCGCCAACCACCAAAUCAGAAUCAAGGCCGCUACCUGACGAGGCGGUUCAAUCUGGUACUUCGGACGGCGGUGGCUGCGACGAUGACCGCUUCAGGCUUUUGUUGGCUUUAUGGCUUGAAAGAAGGCGCCCGAUCGAAGACAUUGUUGAAGAAAUUUGUCCAGACUUUGAACUAGAGCCUGAUGAUCGCCUGCCAGAGGAAGCGAGAUUGGAGUUGAUGGAGGCAUUACUGGAUGAGGACUUUGAUGAUCCGUCUGAAAUCCUCGCUGACUUUUAUUUUGACACGCAUUUUAUCUAUAGUGAACUCGAUGUCGAUCAGCGAUGGGACAGCAUCGGGGCACGCAUGAAAAACCUCCAACAAACAAAGCUUGAAGGCGGCUUAAAGGGUCGGAUGAGAGGUUCCGAGUCUGCCACAUUUACGCCUCAGCAAUUGUCCAACCCGCAAGCUUUCUCGACGUGGGAUGAUCCAGAGCUCCUUCGCGGUGACGAAUUGGUGGAGCCAUUGGAGCAAGGCGGUGUACUGCUUGAGAACCACUUCGACCGUCGAUUCCCUGAUAUGUUCAUUGAUCUGGUUUAUGACGUUCGGUAUCGGUGGAUGGAUCCCGGGUUCGGUCAGAUCUUCAAUCCCACUUUCUACUUUUGCAAGCAUGGACCUAGUGGAUCGAAAGACGACAUGGCUAGCUCCAUGCCACGCUUCAAGCAUUCUUCCUUUGAUGUUGAAAGGAGACAUUUGCAUGAUUUGAAGCCGUUAGGAACGACCAAACCUCCUUCGGCCUUAACUGACAUCGGACCUACUCAGUCCACACCCUCAAUAUUUGGGCCUGAUCGUCCGGGAGUUCACGCUCUCUCCAAGACCUCGUCUUCACAGUCACAGUCCUUUAGCCCGGACUGGGUGCAUUUAAAGCACAGAAGGUCACGGUCAGCUCCGGCUAUUUGCCAAAACCAAACAUUCACUCCUGUUGGCACAGCAGCAAAGCCGGAGAAGGAACCGUCGUGUUCCAGUGCAACUAUAGUUGUAAAGACCUCCGGCCAAGGACCAGAACCUUUAGAUCUUUCACCUGAAACACAGAAAGCAGACCCCUCACCCGGAAAUAACAUGUUCACUGAGACACAUUCUGGCCAACGGUAUCCAACACCUUGA
Neurospora tetrasperma FGSC 2508 is the source of this 2235-nucleotide messenger RNA. RefSeq lists its product as uncharacterized. The record is from RefSeq and is a predicted model, not a curated record. Lineage: Eukaryota; Fungi; Ascomycota; Sordariomycetes; Sordariales; Sordariaceae. The transcript is spliced from 2 exons. The coding region runs from base 1 to 2235 and encodes 744 amino acids.